Molecule: messenger RNA, 525 nt
Organism: Dichotomopilus funicola
Lineage: Eukaryota; Fungi; Ascomycota; Sordariomycetes; Sordariales; Chaetomiaceae
Exons: 2
Coding region: 1-525 (174 amino acids)
Source: RefSeq, a predicted model, not a curated record
AUGGUUUUCGAUUUCAACUGGGCGGCCCAGAUCGGUAACGUCCGCGGCGAGUCGUUCGGUCAAUAUAUGGAAAACAGGGACGACGUCCGGGCGGUAGCCUAUACCAUCUACGAAAUCAUCACCCGCGAUCUCCACUAUCGAGACACGACCUGGGAAGAACUCAGCUUGAACACGAUCCUCGACAUGGACGAAUGGACGCCCCAUCCAGACGUUGUGCUCGACCACCCUGUCGCCGAGUACCGCGCGGUACUCGGCGCGUGGCUGAAAGCGCGGGAGACGGGACCUCAGAUUGCCGUUUACACGGACGCGUCCGAGUACAUCGACUGGCCCAAGCUGGAGAAGUUGACGGUGGAGAGCGAUCAAGGCGAUGGAACGACGAAGCAGAUUCGCAGCUGGAAUACCACGUUGGUUAGGCUGGCGCGAAAGGAGGGACGGAGCAUUGUGAAGUGGCAACGGCCGGCGGCGAACAAGCUCACGAGUGAGGACCACUUGCUUGCGAAUGGGGAGUUGGUUGCCAAGGCUUGA